CAAGAAAUUCAACAAGUUGGUUGUUAACUCAAAAACGUCGCUAAACGUAAGCAUAAAAGUACAAUAUUAUACAUUAUACUUUAGUGACAUUAUUAUUCACAAGUCAUUAAUAAUUCUAGCCUAUUCAAUAGUUUAAAAUAAUAUAAUAAUUUUUUUUUUCUAUCAAUACACAAUAGUGAAUAAGUAUACAGGGUGUAACACGAAGUUCUGCCACUUGAAAUAACUUCUAUUCAAUGUUUUUAAUAUAUAUAUAUGUUACAGUUAAAAUCCAAAAUCCGUCAAAACUAGUUUCCGCAAAUUCUUUAAAUCAAUUCUAAUUUUGACUAGAUAAAACUAGAAUUAACUACAGAUUUAAAUAAGUCUGUCAAAACUAGUUUUUACUGAAACGCAUGUAUUCCAGCCGGCACUACCUAAAACGCACGCAAUUGCAUGCGAUUUAAAAAUAUUGCUCCAUGAAUUCGACUGGCCGGCUAACAAAUCAUUUAAGAUAACUUUAACCAGUCGUCCAUCCAAUAACUUUUAGAUAUGAUAACUUCGACCGAUUAUACCUUACAGACAAUAAUUCGGCCUCUGUAGCAUUUGUUAUCGUGUUUUCAGUUUUACCAGUUCGUUUGUCUUCGUUAUAGUCCGUACCUACGUGUGUAUUUGUCUCGCGCAACUAGUUAAAAAUAUAAAAAUUUAAAUUACGCAUUUCACUAGAUAAUUCUAGUUUUGACCAAUAAUUUUUUACCAGUGAAGGUCUUAGUUAAUUCUAGUUUUAAAUAGUCAAAACUAGAAUUGACUAAAGGGAUUUGUGGAAACUAGUUUUCACUAGUUAAAACUAGUUUUGACGGAUUUCGGUUUUUACUGUAACAUGUAUAUAGUAAAUAAUUAAUAUGCCUCUGUGCUAUUAUAUUUGUAUGGACAUUUUUCUAGGGGAAAGAAGGAACUUAAAGUAAAAAAAAUUUUAAAUUGCCAUUUUGUAAAAUAGAUUUUUAGAAACUUUUUGGUACUUAAAACUUUUGUUUAGGUGUGGCCUUUUAUUUUAUAUAAUGUUUUAGAGUUUUGGCAAAUAUAAAUAUUAUUGUGGCUUAUAAUCUGUUAUAGUAUUUAAUUAGUAGUCAGAGUACAUCAAAAAACAAGGAUUUCAUUGUUCAUAAGUCAAUAUCGUACAAUAAUAAGUAAUAAUAAUAACUACUAAUGAUUUUCUUGAAGAAAAUUAUAGUAAAAUUAAAAAUUUUUUAUUUUAAGUUCUCCUCCUAAACAAAAAAAAAAAAUGUUUUUGUACCUAUAGCACUGAGAAAUACUAAUUAUUUUUAAAAAUAUAUAUUUAUAUAAAAUAUAUUUAUAUAUAUAUAUAUAAAACAUACUGAAUAGAACAAAAGUUAUUAAGUGGCAAAUCUUCGUGUUACACUCUAUAAUUAUUAUAUUAAUUCUUUCGAAAUUGAAAAAUAUAUGUUGUUGAAAAGUUUUAUUAUAGUUGUAUAGUUUAAAGAAUGUAUCAUUCAAUUUUAAUUUAUAUAAAAUACAAUACAUAUAUACUAUUACUGUAUUAAUGUAAUAAUUAUAAUGUUGUAUUUAUUUAUUUGUAAUAUAGGUACUUUUGUUUUAUAAGUAUUUAAAAAGUAUACGAAACCAUGGGUAGCUGUACAUUUAUUGUCUGCAGCACAUUGCUACUGUUCCAGUUGUUCACUACUAAACACACUUCUGCUGAAAACGAUUUACCGUUCAUCAGGUAAUCCAAAAACUUUUAAUCUGAAAUAUUAACAUUAUUGAUAAUUAUAAUUAUUUUAUUUAUAUAUUUUACACCUAAAAUGGUUAAAUAUUACAAUUAUUUUACCAUUUAAGUAUAAAUUAAAAGGAAAAAAAAUGCUUAUAUUUAAAGUUAUUUAUAUGGUUUAUGAUACCAUAAGUAAACUAUAAGACACCUAUUCAAAAACUAAGCAGAUGAAAAUGCAUUAUUUAUCCAAUAAAAAUACUAUAAAAAUUAUAUUUAUAUAUAUAUUUUUACUGAUUUAUAUUUUAUAUUUAAUUAUAGUAAAACUUACAAAUGCAUAAAUAAUACGUGUAUUAUAAGCAAAUUUCAAAAUGAGAAAAAUGAAAAUUAUGGAAUAAAUGAAUCUUUAGAUGUUUGCCGUUUAACUUGUGGUCAGUAUGGAUCACUUUGGCCAAGACCAACUAUCACAACUAUCAUAAAGUAAACACGAAAAACUUAUUAAUAAACUAUAAAUUAACUUAAUGUUACUUAAUUCGUACUAAAAUAAUAAUUCGGAUUUAUAAACUCUAGAGAUUCAGUAAUUGAAUUCGGACUUGAUAAUAUAACAUUCAACACGUCUUCAGUGGUUGACGACCUCGGAAAAGAAUACACGACAGAAGUAGCCUUGGUUUGGCUAUCUUCUUUAAAAAAACUUUGCGAGCCACAGUGUUCUCCAAACGUAAACAAUCUGACUAUUCAUGUAACGACAGUCACUCCUUUCACUAAUCUUAAGUGGUCAACAAACGAAAGUUAUUCUCUGAACAUAUCUACUAAUUGUAAGGAAGAUUUUAUUUUUUAUUUUUUAUGACAACUUUUGCAAUAAAAUAUUUUUUUUUUUUAGUGGAUCAAAUAACUGUUAAUAUAACAGCACAAACUGUGUACGGGGCUAGACAUGGAAUGGAAACAUUACGACAACUAAUAUCAACUUACAAGUCUAAUUAUUCUAACAAGACACUAGUGAUUGCUAGAGAAGUACAAAUAAUAGAUGAACCUAUUUAUACACAUAGAGGAUUUAUGCUUGACACCUCAAGGAAUUAUUUCCCGCUAUCAUCAAUCAAAAGAACAAUCGACGCUAUGGGUCAUUCUAAACUCAAUGUAUUCCAUUGGCACGCAACCGACUCCCACAGUUUUCCUUUAGACUUGCCUAGCGCACCACAAAUGGCAAGGUGAGACGUGAUUAUAAUCUAAAGUUAUAGUUAAGUAGAGUGAUAUGUAUAUAAUGUAUUGUGAUAUAUUUAUUGCCGCAGGUAAUUUUAUAUAGUACCUUUAACAAUAACUAUAUUAAAUAGUUACUCAAAUACUUGUCCCAAACUAUAAAAACGAGAAACGUGACAAGAAAACAGUAAAUAAUGCUAAUGAAUAACAAAAAUUACUUAUUAUUAAUAACUAUUAUGUGCUUAUUUCAAAUAUAUAAUAGGACCUACUACAAACCAAAUUAAUAUUUAUAUAUAUUUAACAAACUUAAAAUAUAAGUAUAACUAUACUUACGAGAAGCUACUUUAAAUAUUAAAACAUACUAUUUUUAUUAUAUUUAUUUUAGAUACGGUGCUUAUAGUCCUGAGAAAAUAUAUUCAUACGAAGAAAUCAAAGAUCUCCUCAGAUAUGCAUUAGUUAGAGGAGUUAGAAUCAUUAUGGAAAUUGAUUCACCAGCACACAUGGGUUAUGGUUGGCAAUGGGGUAAAGAAGCCGGAUACGGUGAUAUGGUUAUUUGUCUGGGUAAACACCCGUGGUGGGAUUACUGUUUACAGCCACCGUGUGGACAACUUAAUCCGCUAAACAAUAACACAUACAUGUGGUUAGGAAAAAUAUAUAAAGAUUUGGUUAGCGUAUUUCCUAAAGGAGAAACGUUCCACAUGGGUGGCGAUGAAGUAAUUUAUUUUUAUAUAAUAAAGUCAUAUUCAAAGGGGGAAAAAUUCGAAUUUUAAUACUACUUUUAAAUACAGGUCGCUGUACGAUGUUGGAACACAACAGCUGAAAUUGUUGACUGGAUGCGGACCAAUAACCGAAGCCUGACUGAGAAUACUUAUCUAGAUUUAUGGUCUGAGUUUCACAACAAAGCAUUAAACGUAUACGAUAACGAAGUGGGUGAUUCGGAUUCGGAUAUAAUUGUUUGGUCCAGUGGCUUAACCGAACCACAUAUCAUAGAAAAACAUCUCACUAAAGAACGGUAUACCAUAGAAGUCUGGCAAGGAAAUACAGUAUCGAUGGAUUUAGCGAAUUUAGGUUAUAAAGUAAUCGUGGCCGUAGAAGAUAUAUAUUAUUUAGAUCACGGAUUGAGGCCACCAACGACUUAUCAUUCGUGGAAAGUUAUUUACAACAACAAAUUGCCGACAGUUAAUAAUUCAAAUCUUAUUUUGGGAGCUGAGGUAAUAUGCAAAAACCCUAUAAAACAUUUAUACUGCUAAUAUUGCUGGCCAUAUGUAAUUCAAAAUUAAUUAUAAUGAUAAAUAUUUUUAGACGUGUAUGUUUUCUGAAUUUGUUGACGACUACAGCUUAGAUAUUAAAGUAUGGCCGAGAGCUGCAGCUUUAGCUGAAAGACUAUGGACAAAUCCACCAACCGAUGCAUUAGCUGCUGAAUAUAGGUACGCACAACUAAUUUAAUUUUUAUUGGAACCGAAGAAAGAAAAACUAUCCAAAAAUUAUUAUUGCAUUUUCUAGGUUGUUGCAACACCGUGAAAGACUCGUAACGCUAGGACUCAAACCGGAUAGGACUACUCCAGAAUGGUGUAAUGACCGUGAGGGCGAAUGUAUUAUUAGUUAUUAAUUAUUCAAAAUAUAAAAAUACCUAGUAUUAUAACUUAAUAAAAUCCACAUAGGUUAUCUUUUUAUUGUUAUCGACCAAAUGAGUGAAAUUAUUAUGUACCGAUAUGAAAUGUAUUAGUGUUCGAAAACUUUUGGGUUGAAAAAUUACAAAUAAUAUAAUAUAGUGAUAAUAUUAUUGUUUAGUUUGACAAAA
Messenger RNA from Cinara cedri, 4691 nucleotides. The record is from the annotation of a GenBank genome assembly. Lineage: Eukaryota; Metazoa; Arthropoda; Insecta; Hemiptera; Aphididae.